AUGCCUGACAGCAGUUCCCCGCCUGCACACCGGGCCGGCUCACAAACGCCUACCGCUGAUCACUCAGACGACAAUUUCCAGCUCGCCCACGAGUGGCCUGACGAUGACGACGAUGACAUGGAAUUCGAGCCAGAGUCUGAGGCCACCGACAAUAUAGAAUACAUCGACGAUGAUGAAGACUCGGACGACAGCGAAGAUGGUGUAGCGCAGGCGACCGGCUUGUUCCGCGACUCGGAUGGAAACAUUCAGAUAGAGCUCACUAUGGGUUCUUUGGGUGAGGAAAAUGAACAGGGUGAAGAGGAAGAAGAUGGCCCGUACAGAACAACGAGAAUGUCUCCAGCCCAGAUUCUUUCGCUUCUUAAUGCCGGUGGCCUGCGACGUAUACUUCAAACGCACGGUUUGCUUGGAGGCGGCAUCAUCGCCGACGAUGAUGGUGAUGGGUACCCUUAUGGUGGUUACAGAUCCCGCAGACGACGAGCAAACCGGGGGCCAGGUCACGCAUUUCCAAAGGUACCGAGUGAGAACGGAAGAGCGUUGAUGAAUUCUGGCUUUUAUGGAAACAAUCUCAAUUAUGUAGACGAACAGAAAAAGCGCAAGAAGAGGUUAGCUACCCAGCUGAUGUGGCGUGAGCUUGGUAUUGGGUCAAUCAGCGAUCAGAAGCGGAAUGUGCGGACAGUCUUCCAGGACUUAAUUCCUGGAAGCACUGCUGACAAGAUUAUUCACUACGAUACUCGAUGUUAUUCGGGCCAGUUCUCGGAUGAUGGAAACUUCUUCUUUUGCUGCGGCCAAGAUUUCCGGGUACGGAUGUAUGAUACAUCGAAUCCAUACGAUUGGAAGUACUACAAGAAAGUUCGCUAUCACGGCGUCGGACAAUGGACGAUUACCGACGCAACUUUGAGCCCUGAUAAUAGAUACCUAGCCUACAGCUCAAUUCAUCAUGAAGUCUCCUUGGCCCCAACGGAUCCUUACGACACUUCAGAUCCAAUGUCUCUUGACUUUUCCAACACAAGGCAAGGGCGGGGAGGGCACCGUCAUUGGGGUAUUUGGUCUCUGCGUUUCUCAGGUGACGGCAGAGAAAUUGUUGCAGGUACUUCGGACCGUUCGGUCAUUGUCUAUGACCUUGAGACACGGCAAUCGAUACUGCGGCUACGUAACCAUGAAGACGAUGUUAAUGCCGUUUGCUAUGGUGAUACAUCAUCACCACACAUUCUCUACUCAGGCUCCGAUGACACCACAAUUCGAGUGUGGGAUCGACGGUCUAUGAACGAUAGUCGUGAGGCUGGUGCUUUCGUGGGACAUACAGAAGGUCUCACUUAUGUCGAUAGCAAAGGCGACGGACGGUACGUGCUCUCAAAUGGGAAAGACCAGGUGAUGAAACUGUGGGACUUGCGAAAAAUGGUGACUACGGAGCAACUUGACAAGAUCAACAUUAAUCACUAUACUACUGGCUUUGACUAUCGGUAUAUGGCGUACUCGGAUGAAGACUAUACACCGCAUCCCCAUGACUGCUCUGUAGUAACUUUCCGAGGUCACCGAGUGCUGAAGACUUUGAUCCGUUGCCACUUUUCGCCUCCGUCAAGCACCAACUCCCGAUAUGUAUAUUCUGGUAGUGAAGAUGGCAAGGUAUAUGUCUACAACAUGGAUGCCACCUUGGCAGCUGUCAUCGAUGUUGGAAGUGUGACCUACCAGUCGAGGCCACAAGAUCGAGACUUGUUUGCUACUGAGUACGAGAUGAGGAGUGGGGAGUAUGCUUGGAGGACGUGUGUUCGGGAUGCAAGCUGGCACCCUUCAGCGCCUGUUUUAGCUGCUACUUCCUGGAACGGCUGGGGGAUGGCUACUGGAACGUGUACAGUACAUUCAUGGAAUGACUCAGCAAAGGAAGACGAAGGGGAGCCAGCCCUGGGUUUGAGCUACGAUGAAGAGCUUGAGUAUCAUGACGAGUACAAUGACUUCCGUGAUGCUAUACGCACCCGUGAACGCCACUCGCGGCAGCCGGUGCCUCCAUACCAACCAGACGAAUGGUAA
Messenger RNA from Talaromyces proteolyticus, 2025 nucleotides. Its product is annotated as WD40-repeat-containing domain protein. The coding region runs from base 1 to 2025 and encodes 674 amino acids. Gene Ontology annotation, cellular component: Cul4-RING E3 ubiquitin ligase complex. The transcript is spliced from 6 exons. NCBI's taxonomy places the organism in Eukaryota, Fungi, Ascomycota, Eurotiomycetes, Eurotiales, Trichocomaceae. Gene Ontology annotation, molecular function: protein binding. The record is from RefSeq and is a predicted model, not a curated record. Gene Ontology annotation, biological process: proteasome-mediated ubiquitin-dependent protein catabolic process.